UUAAAUAAGGGAAGAAGAUGAUUUCUCAUUUCUGGACUCCUCACCAAAAGGCUGUCUUUCAGCAGAGUGGAAGGGUAGUUUGAUGCUGAGCACGAAGGCUUCCUACAAUGAGUUACUGGAGUCUGGAUAAGAAAAGCUGUCUGCAGUACUGCCGGCACUUCUUAGCGGACAACGGCGUGUUUCACGUUGAAAGAUGCAUGAGUGUUAUGCAGUCUGGGACUCAGAUGAUUAAACUGAAGAGUGGAACCAAAGGGCUAGUUCGUCUCUUCUACCUGGAUGAGCACAGGACCUGCAUCCGAUGGAGACCAUCCAGAAAAAGUGAAAAGGCAAAAAUUGUCAUUGAUUCCAUUUACAAAGUCGCUGAAGGCCGCCAGUCUGAAAUCUUCCACCGCCAUGCAGAGGGGAACUUUGACCCAAGCUGUUGCUUUACUAUUUAUCAUGGUAACCACAUGGAGUCACUGGAUCUGAUUACAUCUAAUCCAGAGGAGGCUCGCACCUGGAUCACAGGACUGAAAUAUUUGAUGGCUGGAAUAAGUGAUGAGGACUCCCUUGCUAAACGACAGAGAACUCACAAUCACUGGGUGAAACAGACCUUUGAGGAGGCUGACAAGAAUGGAGAUGGCCUGCUGAAUAUUGAAGAGAUCCACCAGCUGAUGCAUAAACUAAAUGUUAACUUGCCCCGCCGGAAGGUCCGACAAAUGUUUCAGGAAGCUGACACAGAUGAGAAUCAGGGAACCCUAAAUUUUGAGGAGUUUUCAGUAUUUUACAAGAUGAUGUCCUUACGACGAGAUCUCUACUUAUUGCUCUUGAGCUACAGUGACAAGAAGGAUCACCUCACUGUUGAAGAACUUGCUCAGUUUCUGAAGGUGGAACAAAAGAUGAAUAAUGUGACACCAGAAUAUUGUCUUGACAUCAUACAGAAGUUUGAAGUAUCAGAAGAAAACAAGGAGCAAAAUGUUUUGGGUAUUGAAGGUUUCACCAACUUUAUGCGCAGUCCUGCUUGUGAUGUGUUUAAUCCACUGCAUUGUGAAGUGCACCAGGACAUGGAUCAGCCCCUUUGUAACUACUUUAUUGCUUCAUCUCACAAUACGUACCUGACAGGAGACCAGCUUCUGUCCCAGUCCAGAGUGGAGAUGUACGCACGAGUACUGCAAGAUGGUUGUCGAUGCGUUGAAGUGGAUUGCUGGGAUGGUCCAGACGGAGAGCCAGUAGUGCACCAUGGCUAUACCCUUACUUCUAAAAUAUUCUUCCGCGAUGUGGCAGAAACUAUCAAUAAAUAUGCCUUCAUCAAAAAUGAGUUUCCAGUGAUACUGUCUAUUGAAAACCACUGCAGUAUUCAACAACAAAAGAAGAUUGCUCAGUACUUAAAGGAGAUAUUUGGUGACAAACUGGACUUGUCAUCUGUAGUCGCUGGAGAUUCCAAACAGCUUCCUAGCCCUCAAAAUUUGAAAGGCAAAAUCCUAGUGAAGGGGAAAAAGCUGCCAUACAGUCUUGGAGAAGAUGCUGAGGAAGGAGAAGUUUCAGAUGAGGACAGCGCUGAUGAAAUUGAAGAUGACUGCAAGUUAAAGCUCUGCUAUAGUAAUGGUGCAACUGAGCACCAGAUGGAAUCUUUUAUAAGAACAAAACUUGAAUCUCUGAUAAAAGAAUCCCAAAUCAGGGACAAAGAAGAUCCUGACAGUUUCACUGUGAGAGCACUACUAAAGGCAACACAUGAGGGUUUAAAUGUUAACCUGAAACAGAACCUGGACGCAAAAGAAGGUGGAAAAAAGUCUCAUGGCCGAUCAUUAAUGGGCAACUUCGGUAAACACAAAAAAGCCGUGAAGACAAGAUCCAAAUCCCAUAGUGCAUCUGAUGAUGAAGAAAGUCAGCAAAAUCCUUCUGGAAAGGAAACAGGACAGCUCCACAGCAGACUGGCUCAUCGGAGAAAAACUGUGAAGCUGUGCCGAGCUCUGUCUGAUCUAGUGGUAUACAUGAACUCCGUGGCAGCCCAGGAUAUAGUCGAUGAUGGAUCAACAGGGAACGUGCUAUCGUUCAGUGAAACGAGAGCCCACCAAGCAGUGCAGCAGAAAGCUGAACAGUUUAUGCUUUACAACCAGAAACAGCUUACAAGGGUGUAUCCAUCUGCAUAUCGGAUUGACUCCAGCAAUUUCAAUCCUAUACCAUAUUGGAAUGUUGGUUGCCAGUUAGUGGCACUGAACUACCAGUCUGAAGGACGCAUGAUGCAAAUAAAUGAAGCAAAAUUUAGGGUAAACGGCAACUGUGGUUAUGUCCUCAAACCUCAGCAGAUGUGCAAAGGUACCUUCAACCCCUACUCUGCUGAUCCACUUCCUGCCAGUCCUAAAAAGCAGCUUAUUCUGAAAAUCAUCAGUGGACAGCAGUUACCUAAGCCUCCUGACUCAAUGUUAGGAGACAGAGGAGAGAUAAUAGAUCCCUUUGUUGAGGUGGAAAUAAUUGGAUUACCUGCUGACUGCUCUAAAGAUCAGACAAGGGUGGUUGAUGACAAUGGGUUUAAUCCUGUUUGGGAGGAAACACUCACUUUUACCAUCCACAUGCCUGAAAUAGCUUUGGUUCGAUUUCUUGUUUGGGACCAUGACCCUAUUGGGCGAGACUUCGUUGGACAAAGAACUUUGGCCUUUAGCAGUCUUGUGCCUGGUUAUCGCCAUGUGUAUUUAGAAGGGCUGACAGAAGCAUCCAUUUUUGUUCAUAUAACCAUUAAUGAAAUCUAUGGAAAGUGGAGCCCUUUAAUCCUCAAUCCCAGUUACACAAUAUUGCACUUUCUAGGAGCCACAAAGAAUAAGCAGCUGAUAGGACUCAGAGGGUUGUUUAACAAGAACCCUAAGCACAAUUCUGCUGAAAACAACGGGCACUAUGUACGGAAGCGAUCUAUCGGCGAUCGAAUUCUCCGGCGCACGGCCAGUGCACCAGCAAAAGGUAGAAAGAAAAGUAAAAUGGGUGUUCUGGAAGCUAUUGAAAUUAAAGACAGUGCAUCUGAACCAACAGACCUGAGAGACAAAGAAGGAGUUAUAAGGCGUGCAACCCGGAGUUUGCAAGCACGUCCUGCUUCUAUGCCAGUGGACAAAUAUCUUCUUGCAGGAUUGCCAUGCGCAGCGGGUGAAACUGUUCAAGAUGCCAGAGGAAGAGAAAAUGCAUCUGCCAACAGUGAUGCUACAACUGAGAAGGAAACGAACUUGAAAGAAUCUGGUUCUACAUACAAUGCAGCUAUUUCAAAUUUGGCAUCCGUUUUUAAAAAGGAGAAUUCCCAGAUGGAGACUGAAGCUGACUCUUCUCUAAUACGACCCCUACAGGAAAAACCUGUAGUUUUUGCAGGUGGGGUAGCUGAAACAAAUCACCUCACAGGGCAUGAGGAAAAUCAUCCUUCUGGUGAAACUGAACCUCUAUUAUGGGACUCUGGUUUUGAACUUGUCACAGAAAAAACACAAGACAAAAAUUGUGCAGACCAUAAAAGGGAAAAUGACACAGAAGUAUCUAAGGAGGAGGAAAAAGUAACAGUGGUGGGAACAUCCUUUUCUCAGAAAGUAGAGGAUAUUGAAAAUCAUAAAUAUGACAUCAUCAAGAAAAGCACCGCAGCAGCUUUUUCACUGACAGAUAUUUCUUCUGCCAUCUGCUCUGAUGUUCCUGGCUUUCACUCCACUUCAACCAUGCAAGACAGCGACAUUUCUCGUCUUAUAGAUGAAGUUUCUUUAAUGAAUGGGAGUGAGAUGGAUAGCUCUGUCUCGGCACUGAUUGGGCAGUUUGAUGUCACAGAUGACCAAACUAAUCUCACUGUGGUCUCAAGUCUCCAUGGAGCUAGCAGCCAGACCUUCAGUGUGGUGUCUGCACAUCCGCCUAUGCUUACUGAAGAUGUUAACACUCCAUGUAAGAGCAACUUGACUACCAUAAAAUCUCCUUUAUUCUCAACUCCAGAUACUACUGUGUUCUCCAGCCCUGAGACUACAGAGUAUCCUGUGUACACGAUUAUCCAUGAGGCAUCUCUUACACCAACUUCUCAAUGUAAUACCCACAGUGAAUUAGUUUGCACGAAAAAGUUAGACAGUAUAGAAAAUAACUUGCCUUGUUCUGCUUGUACUUCACCUCUCUCUUUGCUAAAUGCAAAUCCCAAAACAAAAUGUGGAACAAGUUGGGAAGCCCUUGAAUCUGCCGGUUCUUUUGCUUCUGAUAGCCUCAUCUUUGAGGCUACGCUAGUUGACCCUCCCACUUGUGAAAAUUCAGAAAGCAGCAGUCUUGUAGAAGUAGAUGGGGAUUCUCAAGAUCUGCUGGUAACUGCAUGUGAAUACAAAAGAGAAAACAUGAGCCAGAUGGCUUCCCCUCUGAAACUAAGGCAAAAGCAGGACCCGGGACACAUUGGUGAGAGGAGCUCUGGAAAUAACACAGCUGUUGAGCUCUGUGUCGCUGCCCUGGAUUGCUCAAAUAACUUCAGGACUGCAAGGUGUCCGUUCCCCUUCCCAACAUACGGAAAUGUUGGCUUUUUACAUCAUUAUCAUCAGACUUCAGAUAUGCAAAAAAAUGAAAUGUGUACCUCCCAGAGAUCCCAGCUUAAUAUACACUCUCCUGGACUAAAGAACGCUUUGCCUUUCCCACCUUCUACAGCCAUCAAACAGGCUAGUCCUUGCAAAUCCAAGAGUCUUGGUGACUUGACAUCAGAGGAUAUUUCCUGCAAUUUUGAAAGUAAGUAUCAGUACAUAAGUAGAAGCUUUAUCACAUCUGGCAUGAGAGACAAGAAACUUGCUGCUAUGAAGAAUAUGAGACCACAUUCUACAGAUGCUCUGACAGAACAGCUGAGAAAAUUGGUAUCCCUGGACCAGGACGACAGCUUUCAAACAUUGUAUUCCAGGCAGAUUGAUGAUGACUGCCCAAAGGCACUGGUCAGAAAACUGUCGUCCAGAAGCCAGAGCAGAGUACGGAACAUAGCCAGUCGUGCCAAGGAGAGACAGGAAGCCAGCAAGCAAAAAUUUUCUAAUGUAAGUAGCAUAGCAGGAGUCGUUCUUCGGAACAAGCCUUCAGCAUCUCCUCACACCAUCAACAGGCAUUCAACGGGCUCUUACAUAGCCAGGUACCUGAAUGGAUUUGCUGGGGAAGAUGUGGAAGGCCGAGGAAUACCGGAGGGUGCGUGUGCUGCCCUGCACUAUAGGUGUGGUGACCAGCUGUAUGCACAUGAUUCUGUUCUGCAGCUGGAACCCAACAGUGAUGAUAAGCCAGAAAUAUAUUUCCUGCUGAGACUGUAGAUUGUAUAAAUGUACAUCUUCAAUGUUUACAAACUAUUUCAUUGAAAUGAAGGAUUUUUAGCAAGAAAUACUGUCUUGAGAAUUUAAAUUAUUUAGAAAUACAAUCUUAUGCUAGUGAUUCGGUCAUGAUUUAGUGUGCUCUUUCCUGUCAAAGCUUAUGUAAAUAGAAACUGUGCUCCAUUCUUACGUAUGUAUUACUUUAAGUUAGAAAUUGUAAAGUGAACUAGUCUGGGGAUUAUUUGCAUGCAGUAAGCAUUUGUAGCAUUUUGUAUUUGUCAUGCAUGUCAUUUUAACAGUCAAGCACAUCUGUGCUCAAGAGCAGAACAUUGCAAUGGAUAAAAAUUUUUAGUGAUCACUUUUGACCUUUGUCUUGCAAAUUCUACUAAGCAUAGGGCUUUCUGUUCUUAUUAGUUUCCUUGGAGUUAGACUACUGAGCUAGAACUCAUUCUGCCCAAAAGGCAGUGUUCUCAGAGUGAGACUCUUCAUUAGUAUAAUUGUUUUCAGUCUGACUGACUUGUACUAAACUAUUAGUUUUACAUGUUUCCGUGUAUGGACUAUGAUUCUACAGCAGGCAAUUUGUAGAAUUAGGGUUAGUCUAAAUUUUGUAAGUAAUGCGUAGGUUUGUCUUCCACCCACUUUAUGGAGUAUAAUGAUAGUUGUCUUUUUUUUGUCUACAUGUUGAAUGCUCAUUUUGGGACAGAGUGGAAUGAAAAGAAAUGUGGGAGUAAUUCUACAUUUAUGAAUGGAAAACACUUAAUUGCUGCACGCUUUAUGUAUUUUUGCUAUUGGUUGUGUUCGUAGCUUCAACAGAGUAGCAGAGUUGUUUUCUGUAUAUUUGUAAUUUUACUGCUAAAUUUUUGACAGUCAGUGGGAUAUUUAAAGCUGGUGUGGUAGUGUAACUACUUUGGCUGUCCAUCUUCACAUCUUUUUCUAUGAGUAUUAAAAGUGAAAUGAGUGAAUAAUCUCAAAAAUACCUGAGGCUUCCCUGUAGGGAACAACAUAGCUUUAUUUUGGUUUUAAGAUAUGCUUUGCCUUCACUGUAAGUUUUUUCUUAUAUGUAAAAGACAUGUACCUUUUACCUCUUUCUUUUGUAAUGCAGAGUAUUAUUAUUCUUGGAGAUAUCAUUAAAAUAGAUUUUUAAGCA
Molecule: messenger RNA, 6387 nt
Organism: Dromaius novaehollandiae (emu)
Lineage: Eukaryota; Metazoa; Chordata; Aves; Casuariiformes; Dromaiidae
Gene: PLCH1
Product: phospholipase C eta 1
Exons: 24
Coding region: 108-5243 (1711 amino acids)
Biological process (GO): phosphatidylinositol-mediated signaling; lipid metabolic process; release of sequestered calcium ion into cytosol
Molecular function (GO): calcium ion binding; phosphatidylinositol-4,5-bisphosphate phospholipase C activity
Source: RefSeq, a predicted model, not a curated record